AUGAGCAUCGAGGGCUUUCGCACCCGUCCAGUUGAUCUGAUGAACCCUGUUCAAUUUGCGCCGCCGCCUGGCGAGUUGGAAAUUUUUCCCCGCGUGACUCUUCGCCAGGACGGCAUUCUCGAUAUUGACAAGCUGCAUAGGGAGCUUGCGGCCGAAGCGCUUAGCCCAGAUAAGCCACCGAGCGACAAACAGGCAACCACAACCGACACACCAACCGCCACCAAGACCGCGGAGACCGGGCAACGCUUUAUGCGACAGGCGCGACUUCGACGAGCCCGCAGUAAACUCUCCCGUUUCCGCACCCAGCCAAUCACCUUUGCGGAAAUCACUGAAGCAGAUGAGACUGAGGAAAUGGUCCAGCCCUCACCGCUGCCGGCGAGCACUAGUAAUUUUGAUUUUGCCAGCUGUCGGCUGAAAGCGGACAGUUAG
Messenger RNA from Dibothriocephalus latus, 429 nucleotides. NCBI's taxonomy places the organism in Eukaryota, Metazoa, Platyhelminthes, Cestoda, Diphyllobothriidea, Diphyllobothriidae. The record is from the annotation of a GenBank genome assembly.